AGCAUCCCCAGUGCAGGGGCCGGGAGCUGCGGUCCCCAGGACCAUGGGACACCAGGAUGUGCCCCAGGAGAGGAGCCCACUGGGGUUUUACAGCCCCGAAGGGGGGAAGGAGCCCCGGGGACGGUGCCUGCCCUGUGCCAGUGCUCCCCGCAGCACCCCAGGGUGCCGAGGCCAGCGGCGCGUCCGCAGCCCUGAAGCACUGGAGCAGCCGGUGGGGACCAAUGGGACAUGGGUGGCUCUGAUGGGUGAGGAAGAGGAGGAGGAAGCAGCAGCAGCACAAGCGGCUGUGCUGACCAUCGUCCCGGUCUUCUGUGCCAUGGGGCUGCUGGGCAUCCUGGUCUGCAACCUGCUGAAGAGGAAGGGCUACUACUGCACCACCAGCAAGGAGCCACAGCCUGGAGCCACCGGUCCCAGCUCCAUCUACCAUCUGGAGGAUGCCAAUGAGGACACCAUUGGGGUGCUGGUGCGGUUGAUCACUGAGAAGAAAGAAAACGCUGCAGCGCUGGAGGAGCUGCUGAAGGAGCAUCACAGACAACAGCCACAGGGCUGGACCCCCCCAGAUAAGCUGCACCUCCUGCCUCAGUUUCCCCCCUGCUGCCAGCACCACCUGCACACAGUGCAGGGCCCGGCCCCAUGUGCUCGCUGCAGCCACAAGUGGCCCGAGGUGCUGGCACCGCUCAGCACCACCAAGGGCCCCAAACCUGGGGGUCGGCCCAGUGAGGUCACCAUCCUGUCUGUGGGCAGGUUCCGGGUGUCCCGUAUCCCGGAGGUGAGGAAUGAUGCAGGGGGGGAUCCCCACCAUGGAGCCCUGCCUGGGAGUGGGGUGUGCUUGAGGAGCACCGAUGGCCCCCCCAAGCUGGCACCAGGCCUGGGGGCUGCCUCGGGGGGACGGUGACACCCACAGACACCCCAUGGAGGGGACAGGAUGAUGGGCACCGUGUGAAAGCCAGUCCUGUGUGGAGCCAGAAGUGCUGGAGGUGGCAGCUCCUGUUCCUGCCACCAAGGUGUCCAUCAGGAGCAUGGCAAAUCCAUUGUGUGGCCCAGCUGGUGAGGAUUCCCUGUCCCCAAGGACUGGUGGUGGCCAUGGCAUGGUGGGCUGAUGGAGAGCAUCUCCUGGAGCUACAGCACCAGUGGUGGUGGCCAUACCAUGGUGGGCUGAUGGAGAGCAUCUCUGGAAGCCUUGAUGCCAGUGGUGGUGGCCCCAUCAUGGUCCCCUGAUGGACAGCAUCUCCUGGAGCUGCAUCACUGGUGGGGUGGCCAUACCAUGGUGGGCUGAUGGAGAGCAUCUCUGGGAGCCAUAAUGCUGGUGAUGGUAGCCACAUGGUGGUGCACUGAUGGAUAACAUCUCUGGAAAGCCAUGAUGCCAGAGCACAGCCCCAUUGAAGACACCAUACAGUGGAGGAUGUCAUGCAGCUGGGAUGCCAUUUCAUGGUCACCUUCCUCAUCUGUUGACCUGAAGCCUCUCCAGGAACAUGAGGAGCUCUUGAUUUCCAUCCCAGCACUGCACACUGCAGCCUAAUGACAGUCUGUGCAUCACAGAACAGCUCCCACCUUACCAACAACCCACCCAGGGCAUGGGUUGAGCUGCUCCAAGCUGCUCUCCUGCACGUACAUCUCUGUCCAAGAGAUCCACUCUGCUCACCACGAAGCUCACACACUCCUCCUAUAGGAUCACAUUGACUUGAGCAUGUUGGGCUCAACCCACCCAAGGUGGACUUGGCGACCAUCAAGCUCCACAACCAACCUGAAACUGGGGUUAUGGCUGUUCCCAUUCACUUCUCACCCCAUCAGCACCAAAAAAACCAACCACAAACCCCCUCUUGGGCUCUUUUAUUUAUUUUUUCUCUCUUUUUU
Molecule: messenger RNA, 1854 nt
Organism: Melopsittacus undulatus (budgerigar)
Lineage: Eukaryota; Metazoa; Chordata; Aves; Psittaciformes; Psittaculidae
Gene: RELT
Product: RELT TNF receptor
Exons: 8
Coding region: 44-895 (283 amino acids)
Biological process (GO): apoptotic process
Source: RefSeq, a predicted model, not a curated record